Messenger RNA from Saprolegnia parasitica CBS 223.65, 200 nucleotides. RefSeq lists its product as hypothetical. The coding region runs from base 21 to 200 and encodes 59 amino acids. NCBI's taxonomy places the organism in Eukaryota, Oomycota, Saprolegniomycetes, Saprolegniales, Saprolegniaceae. The transcript has 2 exons. The record is from RefSeq and is a predicted model, not a curated record.
AAUUUGAUCGGAAGCGGGCGAUGGGGACGACGACGCUCGCGCGGGCGACGGCCGAGGUCGCGGCCGACCUGCGGACGAAGGAGGAAGCGCUCCACGCGCUCGAAGAGCAACUGGUCCGACUGCAGCUGCGGGUCCUCCGGCUCAAGCCCCCGCUUGUGCAUCUUCAGUGCCAGCUCUCAAGUAGCAGUGCCACUCCAUGA